AUGCGCUGGGCGAGGCGACGAAGAAGGUAGAAGGUAGAAGGUAGAAGGUAGGAGGUGGGAGGUGGGAGGUAGGAGUGGAGGGUAAUAAAGUCCUGCCAGGGUGUUAGUCGCACAGGUACUGAGUUUGGCGCCAGUGCUGAAUAUGAAAUUGCAAACAUUCCCCUCAAACUCCAGGAUGAGUAUGAUCCCGACUGCUCGCUUCGCUCCGAACCAAUCUCCACUCCAGAAGCGGCCUCUGGGACCCACCACGCAUGCACACUGCAGGUUGCAACUUCGGGGAAUGACCCUAAAUUAAAUUAAGACACCUCGGGAUCAUCUCUAAAUAUGAUUCCAAACAAGCAGAUCAAAGACAUACAGUGAAGAAUUACACACAAAGACAAACAAACAGCUAAUGAGCAAAGACAAAUCGUGCAAAUGGGAGAAAAAUAAUACUGAGAAGAUGGGUUAUGGUCAUUGCUGAGGGGGUUAUAAAGGAGCAAACUCAAAGCAAACUGCACGCCAAGCUCUGACCAAGGGUCUCGGCCCGAAACGUUGACUGCUCAUUUCAAUGGAUGCUACCCACUGCUGAGUUCAUCAGCUUGUUUCUACGUGUUGAUUUGACCACAGCAUCUGCAGUGUACUUUGUGUUUACACCAAGCUUUGAUGGUCAUUCAAUAUAUCAGAACCUGAACAUCAAUGAAUUUAAAAGGAAAACACAGGAUUUGCCUAUCUCAUGGAAAUUUCAAACUUGCCUGGCUGGUAAAGAACCGAGAGAAUUACAUGUCCAGUGAGAGGUCUUUAACCAAUAAUCCUGUCUGAAAAAGGAUUCUGUCUGUUCUGUGUGAGGACAGUUUUCUUAGAUAGUCAUAGAGCCAGAAGGACCCUCAGACCAUGGAGAAUCCAUGUAAGUGUGUGGACUGUGGGAAAGGAUUCAGCUACCCUUCCCAACUGGAAACCCAUCAGCGCACACACACCAAGGAGAGGCCGUUUAUCUGUUUCACGUGUGAGAAGGGAUUCACACGUUCGUCCCACCUGCUGGCACACCAGCGUACUCACACUGGGGAGAGGCCGUACACCUGCACAGUGUGUGGGAAGGGAUUCACCGAGUCAUCCAAGCUGAAGGCACAUCACCAAGUUCACACUGAUAAAAGAACUUUUAAUUGCUCGAACUGUGCCAAGAGCUUUAAAAGCUCCCAGUAUCUGCGGAGACAUCAGCAAAUCCACACAACCGAGAGGCCUUUCGCCUGCACUGUGUGUGGGAAAGGAUUCACUCAUUCGUCCAAGCUGCUGGUGCACGAGCGGGUUCACACUGGAGAGUGGCCGUUUACCUGUUCCGUGUGCGGGAAGGGAUUCAACCAGUCAUCUGACCUGCUGACACACCAGCGAGUUCACACCGGGGAGAGACCUUUCACUUGCACUGUGUGCGGGAAGGGAUUCACUCGCUCAUUUAACUUGCUGGUCCACGAGCGGGUUCACACUGGAAAAAGACCCUUCUCUUGUUCUGUCUGUGGGAAGGGAUUCACUCAGUCGUCACACCUGAUGAUACACCAGCGAGUCCAUACAGGGGAGCGGCCAUUUUGCUGCUCGGUGUGCGGGAAGGGAUUUGCUUGUUCAUCCAGCCUGCUGGUGCACCACCGGGUUCACACUGGAGAGAGGCCGUACUCCUGCUCUGUGUGCAGGAAGGGAUUCACUUCUUCAUCCAGCCUGCUGGUGCACCGCAGGGUUCACAGUGGGGAGAGGCCAUUCUCCUGCUCCAUCUGUGGAAAGGGGUUCACUCAGUUAUCCAAUUUACAGUCACACCAACGGGUUCACAAGUGAUUUCCGGCUGUGGCUGUCAGUCGACCCAAGACAUUCUUGACAAUUGAGACUUGAAUCUGUCAACGUUACAAAACUCCAGACUGGAUGGAUGCUUUACUGCGCAGGUGUUAAAUAAAUUUGCUUUCUUUUAA
Molecule: messenger RNA, 1928 nt
Organism: Hypanus sabinus (Atlantic stingray)
Lineage: Eukaryota; Metazoa; Chordata; Chondrichthyes; Myliobatiformes; Dasyatidae
Product: zinc finger protein 239-like
Exons: 3
Coding region: 871-1797 (308 amino acids)
Biological process (GO): regulation of transcription by RNA polymerase II
Cellular component (GO): nucleus
Molecular function (GO): DNA-binding transcription factor activity, RNA polymerase II-specific; RNA polymerase II transcription regulatory region sequence-specific DNA binding
Source: RefSeq, a predicted model, not a curated record